CGUGAUUUGUCACGUUUCACUUCAUAACCAGUUUAGUUAUCACUCAUUGCCAGACGCACCUCUCCACAACAUGCCUGGAACUAUCCGUGGUGUGGAAGAUUUCGAGGCGGAAAAGACUGCCGAGUGUCUCCGCGACUCUAUGAAGGGAAUGGGUACCAACGAGAAGCAGAUAAUCGUCAUUUUGGCUGACCACAGCAAUGCUCAGAGGCAAGAAAUAGCAGAGAUCUACAAGCAAGCUUACGGCAAGAAAUUGAUUGACGAUUUGAAAUCUGAGUUGAGUGGAGAUUUUGAGGACGUGUGUCUGGCAAUGUUGGAUCCACCCCGGCUUUACGAUGCCAAGCAGCUGCACAAGGCAAUUUCAGGUGCUGGAACAGACGAAAAAACAUUAAUAGAAAUAAUGUGUACCAGAAGUAACGAUGAGAUUGAAGAAAUCAAGAAAAGAUACAAAGAAGAGUAUGACUCCAACCUGGAGGACGACUUGACGGGCGACACAAGUGGCUACUUCCGUCGGCUGAUGGUGUCCUUGUGCACCAGUGGCAGAGACUCCAGCGAGGAAGUGGACCAAGAAAAGGCUGAGCAAGACGCAGUCAGGUUUUACGAGGCCGGAGAAGGGCGAUGGGGAACGGACGAGGCCGAACUGAACGCCGUGCUGUGUCUGAGGAGUCUACCUCACCUGCUGGCAACGAUCGCCAAGUACGAGGAGCUGACGGGCAAACCGAUGGUGGAGUCGGUUAAAGAUGAAUGUAGUGGCAGUUUACAGGAGGGAUACCUAUCCAUUUUGGAAUCUGCAUUGAAUACUCCAAAAUAUUUUGCGAAACGGGCCAAGAAAAGCAUGAAAGGCAUUGGUACGAACGACAACGAUCUAAUCAGGAUAAUGGUUUCGCGCAGUGAGGUCGAUCUCCAAGACAUUAAGGAGGCUUACCUAGAGUUAUACGAGACGUCCCUCACAGAGGCAGUCUCGGACGAGUGUUCGGGAGACUACAAGAGGAUGCUGUGCUGCAUAAUAGAUCCAUACCAGGGCUGAAGCUGAUGCCAACAGAACAUUAAUAAAAUAUGUCCGUAUUCCUCAUCUCUCGUCACCCAGACGUUCUCGGCUGUCCAUGCGCAAUAGCCAAACUACUCGAGAGUGAACUUUUGUUUUUGUUGGGGGGGUGGGGGGGGGGGGGGUGAGGAUGUUGCUUGAUGGAACAAUAUUUUCGGGAGUGGUCAUGGCACUGUGCAUUGUCCAGCCUAGAUGAAUGUGCACUGCGUGUUUGUACUGGGGACAGUAAACCUGGAAAACCUG
Molecule: messenger RNA, 1285 nt
Organism: Gigantopelta aegis
Lineage: Eukaryota; Metazoa; Mollusca; Gastropoda; Neomphalida; Peltospiridae
Product: annexin A7-like
Exons: 9
Coding region: 71-1024 (317 amino acids)
Cellular component (GO): cytoplasm
Molecular function (GO): calcium ion binding; calcium-dependent phospholipid binding
Source: RefSeq, a predicted model, not a curated record